GGUGAAAAUGAAAUCCUUGAAACUCUACACAAUAUUGCAAGCAAGAACAAGAUAUGGAGGUCCUAUAUAGGCAUGGGUUAUUACAACUGCUCAGUGCCUCAGCCCAUUGCACGGAAUCUGCUGGAGAAUGCAGGAUGGGUUACCCAGUACACUCCUUACCAACCUGAGGUCUCCCAGGGCAGGCUGGAGAGCCUGCUGAAUUACCAGACUAUGGUGUGCGAUAUCACGGGAAUGGACGUGGCUAACGCGUCUUUGCUGGACGAGGGGACAGCUGCAGCAGAAGCCAUGCAAUUGUGCCACAGGCACAACAAAAGAAGGAAGUUUUAUGUAGAUGCCCGAUGCCACCCUCAAACUAUAGCAGUGGUCCAAACUAGAGCAAAUUAUACAGGUGUUAUUACUGAGCUCAGAUUACCCCAUGAGAUGGAUUUCAGUGGAAAGGAUGUCAGUGGAGCAUUGUUUCAGUAUCCGGACACUGAAGGGAAGGUGGAAGACUUCUCUGAACUUGUUGAAAGAGCUCAUCAGAGCGGGACUCUCACCUGCUGCGCGACUGAUCUUCUGGCUCUGUGUCUUCUGAAGCCUCCUGGAGAGUUUGGGGUGGAUGUUGUCCUGGGUAACUCCCAGAGGUUCGGCGUGCCACUCUGCUACGGGGGACCCCACGCGGCGUUCUUUGCUGUCAAGGAAAAUCUAGUGAGAAUGAUGCCGGGCAGAAUGGUGGGCGUCACGAGAGAUGCAAACGGCAAGGAAGUGUACCGACUUGCUCUGCAAACACGAGAGCAGCAUAUCAGGAGGGAUAAAGCCACCAGCAAUAUCUGCACAGCACAGGCUCUUCUGGCUAACAUGGCAGCUAUGUUUGCUGUUUACCAUGGUUCUGAAGGAUUAAGGCAUAUUGCACGUCGGGUGCACAAUGCUACACUAAUCUUGGCUGAAGGUCUCAGGAGAGCUGGUCAUAAACUGCAUCAUGAUCUGUUCUUUGAUACCCUGAUGAUCACGUGUGGAUGCUCAGUCAAAGAGGUUUUGGACAGAGCAGCUCUUAGAAAGAUAAAUUUUCGGAUUUAUAGUGAUAACAGACUUGGAGUAUCACUUGAUGAAACUGUAAAUGAGAAAGAUCUGGAUGACAUAUUAUGGAUUUUUGGUUGCGAGUCUUCAGCUGAGCUAAUUGCUGAGGGCAUGGGUGAGGAAACCAAAGGCAUCCUUUGCACUCCAUUUAAAAGAACUUCCAAAUUCUUGACGCAUCAGGUUUUCAACAGCUAUCACUCUGAGACAAAUAUCGUGCGAUACAUGAAAAGAUUAGAAAACAAAGACAUUUCCCUUGUUCACAGCAUGAUUCCUUUGGGAUCCUGUACAAUGAAGCUCAAUAGUUCAGCUGAACUUACACCUAUUUCAUGGAAAGAAUUUGCCAACAUCCACCCCUUUGUGCCCCUGGACCAAGCUCAAGGGUAUCAGCAGCUUUUCAAGGAUUUAGAGAAAGACCUAUGUGAGAUUACUGGCUAUGACAAAAUCUCCUUCCAACCAAACAGUGGAGCCCAAGGAGAGUAUGCAGGUUUGGCUGCAAUCAAAGCUUAUUUAAAUGCAAAAGGAGAACGUCAUAGAACUGUUUGCCUUAUUCCUAAAUCUGCUCAUGGUACAAAUCCAGCAAGUGCACAAAUGGCAGGGAUGAAGAUUCAGCCCAUUGAAGUGGAUAAAAAUGGGAGCAUUGAUAUCUCCCAUUUAAAAGCAAUGGUGGACAAGCACAAAGAGAACUUGGCAGCCAUCAUGAUCACGUACCCUUCCACGAACGGUGUGUUUGAAGAAGACAUUGGAGACGUGUGUGACCUGAUUCACAAACAUGGAGGCCAGGUUUACUUAGACGGAGCAAAUAUGAAUGCCCAGGUGGGUCUGUGUCGUCCUGGAGAUUAUGGUUCUGAUGUCUCUCACUUAAAUCUUCACAAAACCUUUUGCAUUCCCCAUGGAGGAGGAGGACCUGGAAUGGGACCAAUUGGAGUGAAGAAACAUUUGGCUCCCUACUUGCCUACCCACCCUGUCAUCAAAACACAGCCGGAUAAGGAUGCGUGUCCUUUGGGUACUGUCAGUGCUGCACCUUGGGGUUCCAGUGCUAUAUUGCCAAUUUCCUGGGUGUACAUCAAGACAAUGGGAGCAAAGGGUCUGAAACAUGCUUCUGAGAUUGCCAUACUAAAUGCAAACUAUAUGGCCAAGAGGCUAGAGAAGCACUACAAAAUCCUUUUCAGGGGAGCAAGAGGUUAUGUAGCCCAUGAAUUCAUUUUGGAUACGAGACCUUUCAAAAAAACAGCAAAUAUUGAAGCUGUAGAUCUUGCUAAGAGACUUCAGGAUUACGGUUUUCAUGCUCCAACCAUGUCCUGGCCAGUGGCAGGGACCCUUAUGAUUGAACCAACAGAAUCUGAAGACAAGGCAGAGCUGGACAGAUUUUGUGAUGCAAUGAUCAGUAUUCGACAGGAAAUUGCUGAAAUAGAGGAGGGCAGGAUGGACCUCCAAAUUAACCCACUAAAGAUGUCACCACACACUCUGAACUGUGUCACUUCUUCCAAGUGGGAUCGCCCUUAUUCCAGAGAAGUGGCUGCAUUUCCACUG
This is a messenger RNA of Tauraco erythrolophus (red-crested turaco), 2586 nucleotides long. Lineage: Eukaryota; Metazoa; Chordata; Aves; Musophagiformes; Musophagidae. The record is from RefSeq and is a predicted model, not a curated record.